AUGUCCAUGUUGCAAUGGAGCGUCCUUCUGGGUGUGCUACACAAGGCGGCUGCUUUCGUCCUGCUGCCACCUGCUGCCGGACCUACUGCAUCAAGCACUUGGGUACGGAGCACGUGCGGAUCGAGCGCUAGCAGCGCCUCCGCUUGGACGACAUACCCGACAUGCAUGCUCAGGGGGCAGGCUGCAGCUGUGGCGGGUGCUGCUCGCGCGUCGCCGCCGGAUAGGCCCGCCUCUACCGCGAAUAGGAGGAGGAGGCCAACGACUCUCGCUGCCGGGGCCGAUGGGUGCUUCCACGCGUCCCCUGGGAGGCGUUCGGGGGGGAGUGGAGAAGGCGGAAGACGAAAACUGGGAGGAGCAACGGGGCGGACGUCGACGAUGAGAAAGUCUUCGACAUUGGAACAGGACGGCGUCGAAGACAACGAGGGAGUGGUUGACUUCUCGUCCGUGGGACCCCCACCCCCUGCCCCGGUGGUGGAGGAGGAGGAAGAGGAGGACGAUGGCGAGCCUGAUCCGGCGAAGGACCUGGCGGAGGUGGUAAUGCAAGCCAUCUUCGAGUGGAACAUGAAGAACGAUGUUGUCGAUGCCCAGCGACCCACGGUGGACCUGGACGCGGUGGUGGAGGAGACGUACGAGGAGGCGAUGAGGUUGUACGAGUACUAUGAUCAGAUGAACGAAGAGAUCGCCAAGCAGGAGCGGGAGGAAGCAGAGAAGGCCAGAGAGGCGGAGGGACUGCCGGCGGUGGUGGAUGCCGACUUGGCGGAGGACGAAGAGUCUGGAACUCCUUAUCGGCCUCCCGCGGCUGUGACGAGCAUCUUCGAGCCGAGCUUCGAGGAUGACGAAGAGAUGCCAGUGAACCUGGAGGAGCCCGAUGCGCGUACGGUGGCCCUGGCGCGGCGACAAGAGUACCUCUACGGGUUCAGGCCGUCGGACCUGCCCAGGGAGGUGCUGGACGAGGUGGAGGCGGCGGGACCAGAGACGAGGAAGUUGGCCUACGUCAGGUUGCUGGCGGGCAUAUCGUCAUCUCCGUACCAGGACAACCUACACCUCGCCAGGCAGCUGAGAUGGGCAGCUGGGGUCCUCAUGCCGAGGGAUAACGCGGAGGGAGGGGCCCUGUCGCAAUCGGUGACCGACGAGGAGCUUACGGCGGCAAAUGUGCUCGCGGUGAAGACGUUGGUGAAUGUCACUGAGGCAUACCCGGGGGCUUCCAGGAGCGCGACGGGAGGGUGGUGUCUGUGGCUCUUGAAGACGCUGCGGAACAGGGACGAGGACGAAGUGGGACACCUGGCUCUGGACGAUGAGAGCGUCGGGAUGUUUUUCGACUUGAGGUCACAGGGCGAGAAGGACAGCAAGCGCAUGAAGGUCGGCAGCCGCAUGUUCCGAAAGGCCCUCGAGACGGAGGUGUUCAAGAUGGAGGCCGGAGGGCUGAUGGCCAACACCACACCGGACCAGCUAGGGGAGUAUGCGGCGGGAAUGGGGCAGCACAUCCUGUGCCUCGCGGGAGAGAUGAUUCCCUCCCACGACCGCCCCUUCAACAUUUUGAAGGACACCACUCGGGAGGUGCUGGACGAUAUGGCCACCAUGGCCUAUGACAAGGUCGUGAUGAGCAUGGGCAACGAGGUGUCUCCGCACUCUCGUAUGGUUGCGGAGUCGUGCCCCAUGACGGCGGCGGAAGUGCUCAAGGCGAUAGCUCAGCUGGCGUUCCACAUCGCCCAGCCGCUACGCUACUUCCAGACGGGGUUCAGCGGGAUCACGACUGUCAUCCUCCAGGACACCAUGAAGGAGAUGCAGCUGCUCAACACCGCCUUCCAGGAGAACAAGGAGUUCUACGAGGUCUACGCCAGAGACCACGUCAUCUCGGAGCUCACGAACCCGAGCCCAGCGGGGACGCUCAAGAUGAGCAGCCGCCUGCUACGGCGAGUGAUGGACAUGUACAAGAACGACGCCGUGUCCUCCAACAUCUUGGUGCUGUCGGAGGAGCUCUCCCAGAGGCUCUUCGAUGCCGACGAUUCCCUUCCGGACAUCAAACUGAGCUGGGACAACCUGAUGUGGAACCUGGAGAUCGACGACGGUGAUUACGAGAGCGAGAAGCAAAUGAAGGCGGCCAUGGACGGUGUGCUGGCGUCGCUUGUGGAGAAACUUAUCGAGGCAGGGAUGGAGCAGCCUUCGGCCAAGACCGCACAGAUGUGCGCCACCCUGGGUUUGGACGACGAGGCGAUGAGGAAGGCGUUCUCCCUCGUGAGCGGGGACAUAUUCGAGCAAUCUCUUCUCAAGAUGAUGCGGAGUCAGGGGACGGCGGCCGACGGCACACGGACAGUACUGUUCCGCUCGGACCCGCUCACGAAGGAAGAGCUAGAGGAGUUGAUGGCCACGGCGGUGAGAGUGGGCGUGUCGGGACCGAUGGCGCUCGAGGUUGUGGCUAAGGAGCUCCAGGUUUCCCUCAAGAACAUGGUGGUUCGGGCGGGGCAGAGCAUGCGAAACAACGUGGCAAAGGAAGGGGCUAAGAUCAUCGGGGAUGCGAACAUCCUCUUGGACGGCCUCUGCACACAGUUGGCCGGGGCGUUUGGGGCAACCGACAUCACCGAGACCCUCAGCAUCGCGGGCACGUUAGCGUCGCUCGACGAGUACUGGACGUCGGAGCUGUGCUUCAAGAUGGUGGAUGCCGUCCGCGAUCCCGAAGGGGCGAGGGCGGAGCUGGGUAUCCCGGGGGCGCUGACAUCAGACCCGGAGCCCCAAUGGGAAGAAGAGGCGCAAAGAAUACUCGAAAUCCUCGGCUUGAAGGGCAGGCGGUGAUGUAGAAUGUGGGGAAGCGAUUUCGAUCGAGUUUGGUGUUUGCUGACGGGCUGGAUUUUUUGUUGUUGUUGUUGGGGUGGGGAGGGUUGACCUGAGUAGCGACGGUUUCAUUCAAACUGUUCAAAUGAAACUGUGAAGAACGAAACUGGUGUCCGUGCAACUCCGGUGAUUUGAUUCCUUUUUCUGAAUGUGCUCGACGUUU
Molecule: messenger RNA, 2992 nt
Organism: Ectocarpus siliculosus
Lineage: Eukaryota; Phaeophyceae; Ectocarpales; Ectocarpaceae
Source: the annotation of a GenBank genome assembly